GUUGUUAUCCAGAUCGGCCCAUACAGCUGACUCCGCGACCACCCCAUUCCUCUUGCUCGUCCCCGUCCGAGUCGCCGGAAACGUCAACUCACCAGAAACCAGCGUGCCGCCGCCGCCGCUUCUGGAUCCCGCCCAGCCGCGGACCGGGGCGGCCAGGCGGAGGCCUCUCGGCUCCCCCGCCGAACGAUCCCGCUGAUGGGGAUGGUGGUUGAGACGGAGGAGUGGGUGCUCACCCCCCUCGCUUACCCGCUCCUCUCCGCCGCAUCACUCGCCGCCGUCCUCCUCCUCCCCCACUUCUCCCGGCCACACGCCGCCGUAGUCACCCCUUCCUCGCCCUCCCCCUUUGACGUGGGCACCACCCCCUUCCUCCGCUUCCGCCGCGCCUUCCUCCUCCUCUUCUGCCUUGCAUCCGUGGCGGAGGGGAUCCACUCGGUGUUCGGGGAGGAUGAGUUCGUGCGGUGCGGGUUCGGCAGGGAGCAGAUGGCCGCGCGCCUUGCCGCGGCCACGGCCGCGGUUCUCUUUCUCGGCGGUGCAUCUGGCGUUGUCUCCGACAAACUAGGACCACAGAAUGCUUGCAUAUUCUACUGGAUGCUUCAGCUUGCAGUGGGUGCCUUGAAGAGUUUCAGUGGGCUUCGUUGUGCAUGGGUCAACAAUUUCAUUUUGGCUCUUGCAUCCUCAAUGUUCUCCUUCUGUUUUGAGACAUGGAUUGUGCUGGAGCAUGAGAAGCAAGGCCAGAACCAAGAUUCGCUGUUUGAUACCUUCUGGCUGAUGACAUUCUUCGAAUCAAUAUCCCUUGUUGGAAGUCAAGGAAUCACAAACUUAUUGCUUGAUGAUGAUAACAAAGGAAUCUUGCUUCCGUAUACGUUUGCAGCCUUAGUGUCAGUAAUAGGAAUAUUGUAUAUCAGAAAAGCACCAAGUAUCAGUACCGCCCAUCAUGCAUCUGUCAUUGGAAGCUACCAAAAAUCAUUUUUUGCUCAUGUCCUCAGAGACAAAAGAGUGCUGAUUCUGGUCUUAGCUCAAGCAAGUGUCCAGUUCUCUGUAUCAGCCUUUUGGUUCCUCUGGGCACCAACGAUAGUGGCUGACGGAAGGGAUGCUCCUCUGUCACUAAUCUACCCAUGUUUCCUGGUCUCGAGAAUGCUUGGAAGUGCUGCUGUUCCAUGGUUUUAUGGAGCCAUGGCUCCUUUCCAGAACGAGGAUAGCCUGACAACAGCAUACAUUGCCGCUGGGCUUGCUUUGUCAGUUGUGGCUUAUGAUUAUCAGGAGAUUGGAACACUGGUGAUACUGUUCUGCAUCUUCCAUGCAUCCGUGGGCUUUAUUUUACCUUCGCUCGCAAGAUUUAGGACAAUGUACCUGCCAAAUGAACUACGUGGAGGCAUGAUGAGCUUUUCCCUAGCACUGGGAAAUGCACCUAUGUUCAUUUUCCUAAUACAGGGCGCCUACCAUGGGAACAUCGCAAAUUCAACCAUUCUAGGCCUUGCAGCCUGUGGCCUUUUGUCUGCUGGGGGCUGCAUUCAUAUGCUGCGGCGGUGGAGAAAACACACCCGCCAAAACGUGCGCAGUCUAUAGGAUGAUGAUAGACUACAAUACCGGCUUGGAAAGUGUUGUGUUUGUAGCAUGCUCAUUUUUCCUCGGCUUUUGACCACUGGAUCCCUCGGUUAAUUAGCAUUGUCUAUGCCCUGAUCAAUGGUGCAGCAUACCAGAAAGUAGGUGUAUGAUAUGUUUUCUCUGUGUUUAAAAGACACAUUGUUCAAAUCGACAACGACCGCAUCCUGUAGACACGGAAAUGUUAUGAUAGAAUCGUUUUUGUACUAGAACAUAUCCUUGAGCCUUGUAAAGACCACUGCAAAUCUUUCUUCUCUCUUAAUCUUUUCACCUAGUA
Messenger RNA from Triticum aestivum (bread wheat), 1879 nucleotides. RefSeq names its product molybdate-anion transporter. The transcript has 9 exons. Gene Ontology annotation, cellular component: membrane. Gene Ontology annotation, biological process: molybdate ion transport. Gene Ontology annotation, molecular function: molybdate ion transmembrane transporter activity. Lineage: Eukaryota; Viridiplantae; Streptophyta; Magnoliopsida; Poales; Poaceae. The record is from RefSeq and is a predicted model, not a curated record. Bases 196 to 1566 code for a protein of 456 amino acids.